This is a messenger RNA of Vicia villosa (hairy vetch), 1460 nucleotides long. RefSeq names its product cullin-1-like. Gene Ontology annotation, cellular component: cullin-RING ubiquitin ligase complex. The record is from RefSeq and is a predicted model, not a curated record. The coding region runs from base 170 to 793 and encodes 207 amino acids. Lineage: Eukaryota; Viridiplantae; Streptophyta; Magnoliopsida; Fabales; Fabaceae. The transcript is spliced from 5 exons. Gene Ontology annotation, biological process: protein ubiquitination; ubiquitin-dependent protein catabolic process. Gene Ontology annotation, molecular function: ubiquitin protein ligase binding.
UUUUAUAUCUUUUUGAGUGGCCACACCCUGGAUUAUAUGCUAAGUUUUAGGGAUUUAUCUGUAAAAUAAAUUUGAUAUAAUCUCCUAUAAAAACCCUAAUGAUAACCAAAGUUAGGUAUAGGUUUCACAUUUGAAUGCAGAUUUAGGUAUUUUUCUUCAAUUCACCAACAUGUCAAACUUUGAGCAAGUAUUCGACUUUGAAGAACGAUGGAGUUUUAUGCAGAAGCGCAUCAAGAAACUCCAGGACAAUCUAGAAGGCUUGCCUGAUACUCACCUCACUUCUGAGGAUAACAUAAUGCUAUACACAACCGUCUACAAUAUAUGCGCUCUAAAGUCUUAUGACGAUAUAUAUUCCGAACUAGUUUACGAAAAGUACAAGCAAGUGUUUCCUGAAUACAUCAACUCAACUGUUAUGCCAUCUUUGGAAGGAAAGAAAGACCAACUCUUAUUAAGAGAAUUGCUUAGAAGAUGGUCAAAUCAUAAAACUAUGACCAUUCGGCUCUCAAAGUUUUUUAUCUAUCUUGAGAAAUACUAUCUCCCAAAACUUGUUGUUCCUUCUCUUCAAGAAACUGGUUUCUUAUCCUUCUAUCACUUGGUAUGUGAGAGAAUUAAUCAACAAGUAAUGGAUGCAAUAUUAGCAAUGAUUGAUCUGAAACUUGUCGGAGAGACAAUUGAUGAAACAUUGAUCAAUAAUGUAUUGGCGGUCUAUUUAGAGAUUGGAGAAAAUACAAAUAUAGAGGAACCAAAAGAAUUUGCAGAAACAAUGAGGAUGAAAGUCAAUGCAACAUUCUAAAUGCAUGUGGAAGCUUCAAAUUAGAUCAAAUUGAAAGUAUAUAACAUAUGAUUGCUACUUUAUUUUCAAUUGUAUAGCUUGAUACUAAGUGGAGAAUUGAAUCUUUCGAUUUGAAAGUAUAAAAGAAAUUGUAACUAUGUUUGAUUGAAAAUAUUUUUACAUACUUUUUCAAUAGUAAAUUAAUCUCCUAAAUUGCUGCUACAUCUAUAAAAACAUAUUUUUAAGUGGUUUUGAGAAAUCACAAAUUCAAGUUGUUUGUUGUUUGGAAUGAAAAGCUGAUAAGGGUGCACUCUUGGUGGGUUCUCUUUAUAAGCUAGUUGCUCAAGUGUUGGAGUCAGGACUAGCUAUGGUUAUGGAUAAACAUGUUUUUUAUAAUGAAUCAUUUUUCCUUAAAGGUAAGUUAUUAGUUGACGGUGUAAUGAUAGUGAAUGAUUUUGUAGAUUUGGCAAUAAAAAGUUCAAGAAAACAUGUCUCAUUUUAACUGGGGAUUUUGAAAAAGCGUAUGAUUCAGUGAAUUGAAGUUUCCUGAAUUAUAUACUUAUUAAAUUUUGGAUUAAUGUUAAGUGGAAAGCUUGGAUGCGGGUCUGUGUGUAUCCAGAAACCUUCGAAUUUUGAUUAAUGGGUACCCGACUCAAGAAAUUAGCAUCCAAAUGGGGAUGAACCAAUG